CUAUUCUGAAACCAUGGUGUAAACAUGGCGAACUUGGCAGAUGUCGGCUGGAAACUCCUGGAAUUCAAAGCCCGAUCAAAACGAUCAGAUUUGUGAUUUAGCUGAGAGAGACCAUUGGCCUUAAUUUCACCUUUUGAGAAUGGCCGCCUCAGUGGCUGCGAAUGCCCGGCCCCGUCGGAAAGUUCAAAGACUUGGUUCUAUCUAUGAACCUCUCAAGCUGUCUCAUCUCCAGCGUGAGGAUGAGCCCCUAUGGGAGAAACUGGACCGCUACUACAAUGCUGUUAAGACAACCAUUCUGAACUACCAGAGUCCCACUACUGGCCUUUUCCCGGUCAAAACAUGCCCCACCUGCAAGGAGGCCAAGGUCCGGGACUCCCUGUACUGUGGUGCUGGUGCCUGGGCCCUGGCUAUGGCGUACCGACGCAUUGAUGACGAUAUGGGGCGGACCCAUGAAUUGGAGCAUUCUGCCAUCAAGUGCAUGAGAGGGAUCCUCUACUGCUACAUGCGACAGGCUGAUAAGGUGGAGCAGUUUAAACAGGAUCCCAGCCCCACCAAGUGUCUGCACUCAGUGUUUCACGUCGACACCGGUGACGAGGUUCACACCUACAGCGAGUACCACCACCUGCAGAUCGAUGCCGUUUCUCUGUUUCUGCUGUACCUGGUGGAGAUGAUCUGCUCUGGUCUGCAGAUCAUUUACAACACUGAUGAGGUUUCCUUCAUCCAGAACCUGGUGUUCUGUGUGGAAAGAGCCUACAGGGUGCCUGACUACGGCAUGUGGGAGAGAGGCAGCAAAUACAACAACGGCAGCACCGAGCUACAUUCCAGCUCUGUGGGCCUGGCUAAAGCUGCUCUGGAGGCCAUCAAUGGAUUCAACCUUUUUGGAAACCAGGGCUGUUCUUGGUCGGUGAUAUUUGUGGAUCUGGACGCCCACAACAGGAACAGGCAAACCCUGUGCUCCUUACUGCCCCGAGAGUCUCGCUCACACAACACGGACGCAGCCUUGCUACCAACCAUCAGCUAUCCUGCUUUUGCAGUAGAUGAUGACGCCCUCUACAGUCAGACACUGGACAAGAUUGUCCGCAAGCUGCGGGGCAAAUACGGAUUCAAACGUUUCCUCCGUGAUGGCUACCGCACCGCUAACGAAGACAAGAAUCGCCGCUAUUACAAACCUGCUGAAAUGAAGCUUUUUGAUGGAAUCGAGUGCGAGUUUCCCAUAUUUUUCAUCUACAUGAUGAUUGACGGGGUGUUCAGAGGAAAUAAAGCUCAGGUCAAAGAAUACCAGGACCUCCUUGAACCCAUUAUCUUCCAGUCUUAUGAGGGCCACGCUGUGAUCCCCAAAUACUACUACGUACCAGCUGACUUUGUAGAGGGGGAGCAGCUCAAACAUGGAAGCCAGAAGCGUUUCCCUAGCAACUCUGGCCGUGAUGGGAUGUUCUUCCUGUGUGGUCAAGCCCUUUACAACAUCGCCAAGCUGCUGGUGGAUGAGCUGAUCAGCCCUAAAGAUAUUGAUCCCAUCCACCGCUACGUGCCCCGCCAGGACCAGCGCAAUGUCAGCAUGCGAUACUCCAAUCAGGGUCCCAUAGAGAAUGAUGUUGUGAUUCACGUGUCCCUGAUAGCGGAGAGCCAGAGACUUCAGGUGUUUUUGAACACCUAUGGCAUUCAGACCCAGACGCCCCAGCAGGUGGAACCCAUCCAGAUCUGGCCUCAGAAGGAGCUGGUCAAGGCAUACCGCUUCCUUGCCAUCAAUAAGAAGCUGGGGUUGAGUGGGCGUCCAGAGAGGCCAGUGGGCUGUAUUGGGACCUGCAAGAUUUAUCGUAUCCUGGGGAAGACGGUGGUGUGCUACCCAAUAGUAUUUGAUCUAAGUGACUUUUACCUGUCCCAAGAUGUUAUGCUGCUGAUUGAUGACAUUAAGAACGCCCUGCAGUUCAUCAAACAGUGCUGGAAGAUGCAGGGACGUCCUCUCUUCCUGGUUCUCAUCCGCGAGGAUAACAUCAAGGGGAGCCGCUUCAACCCAGUCCUGGACAUGCUGGCCUCGUUCAAGAAAGGCAACCUUGGAGGGGUCAAAGUUCAUGUCGACAGACUUCAGACCCUGAUAUCUGGAGCCGUGGUGGAGCAGCUUGACUUCCUGCGUGUCAACGAGGCAGAGAUCCCAGAGUUUAAGAGCUUUGAGGAGCUGGAGCUGCCUAAGCACUCCAAGGUGAAGAGACAGACGAGCACACCCAACGCCUCAGACCUGGAGCAGCAGCCGGAGAUCAAUGUGGAGGAGUGGUUGCAGAAGCCCACCCACGAGAUCAUCCAGAAGUUCCAUGACUCUGACUGCUUGGCCAGUCAGGCUCAGCUUGCCUGCAUCCUUCUUAGGAGAGAAGGACCAGACUUCCUUGUGAAAGAUGAGAACAUGAUGGAUGAGCUGGAGAGAAUCUACAGAAGAGCUGGCAGCAGAAAGCUUUGGCUGGCAGUACGCCAAGCUGCUGCCAUUAUCAAGAAGUUCGCCAGCUCUAUAGCUCCUCACAUCACCACAAUGCUGGUGCAUGGGAAACAGGUGACUCUCGGCCUAUUCGGGCAAGAGGAGGAGGUGAUCUCCAACCCAUUGUCGCCAGGGGUGAUCCAGGGCAUCAUCUACAGCAAGUGCUCCCCUCACGGUGGGGAACGGGAGGCUGUUCUUCAGCAGGAGCUGGUCAUCCAUAUCGGAUGGAUUAUCUCCAACAACCCAGAGCUGUUCAGCGGCAUGCUGAAGAUCAGAGUCGGAUGGAUUGUCCAGGCCAUGAAACACGAGCUGAAGAUCAGGGCGGGAGACAUGCCACCCCAGGACAUCUACCAGCUCUCCCCCAGCGACAUCAAGCAGCUCCUGCUGGACGUCCUGCAGCCACAACACACCGGCAGGUCUUGGCUGAACAGGCGUCAGAUCGAUGGCUCUCUGAACAGAACCCCUCUGGGCUUUUAUGAUCGUGUGUGGCAGAUCCUGGAGAGGACCCCCAACGGCUUUACGGUGGCUGGGGCUCACCUCCCACAGCAACCGACACUGUCUGACAUGACCAUGUAUGAGAUGAAUUUCUCCCUGCUAGUGGAGGAAACGCUGACGAACAUUGUCCUGCCUGAGUACCGACAAAUUAUAGUAGAGUUGCUGAUGGUGGUGUCCAUAGUGCUGGAGAGAAACCCGGAGCUUGAGUUCGGCGACAAGAUGGAUCUGGACCAUCUGGUGAAGGAAGCCUUUAAUGAUUUCCAGAAGGAUCGCAGCCGCUUUGAAGGCAUGGAGAAACAGGAUGACAUGGACGCAUUUUACAACACACCACCAGUGGGAAAGAGAGGCACCUCCAGCUACCUGACCAAGGCCGUUAUGAUCCUGUUGCUGCAGGGGGAUGUCAAGCCCUGCAAGGACGACCCCUGUUCCGUUAGCUAGAUUUACAACGCUUCGACCUCUCAUCCCAGCCUGCUGCAGUGUAGUCAUCAAAUGGUCUACUGAGUAUCCAUCACAUAUAUUCAGAAGAUAACCUCUAACCUCUCCAAUCCUCUCUUCGGCAGCACUCUGCCCACUCCUGCAGGCUACAGUUUUCCUGGACUUUUGUCUCUACAGCAAUAGAAGCUGUGAGCAGAAGCCUCAGUUGGAAUAGAUUAGCAUGUUUGCAGUUUGCUUCAGGCGUUAAAAUACAUCCACCAGUCAUGUUUCAUAUAAAACAGAAAUGUUGAUAUUUAUGGGAAAUACUCACAGUAUCACCAGGGCCUUGUUUCUUUUACCGCCACACAUUUUUGUUCAGUAUCCCAACUGUGCUGUGUGAGAUUUUAAUAGAGUUACCUUGAAUUGCUCUAGUUAUUUAUUAACAUUGGUAGCUAGUCAUGUGAAAUGCCACAUAACUAGCUAAUGUUGCCACAUACUGUGCCCUAACUGGCUAACUGUUUUGUUAUUCUUUAUCUGGAUGUUGUAGAUUAGCAUAUCUGCACUUUGCUCAAAGGGUUAAUAUCCUAUACAGCCACCAGCUGUGCUAAACUUACUAGCACCUAGAACCUUCCUUAACUUGUCUACAUCUUUUUGUCACCAGAGUUCACUCUUGUAUUCUACUCUGUGUAUUCAGGCAAGAUUUUAAUAGUGUUAAUCACCGUAGGUGGUUAGCUAUGUCAGAAUGGCACCUAGCCACCAAACUUGUGUUCUUUUGCCCUGUCUCCAAUAAUACGUAUUGUCAUUAAAAUAAAAACGUAUUGAAGGAGAAAUUACACAAGUGGUAAUUGUUUUGGGUUAGCUUAGCUUAGCUGAGCAUAAAAACUGAAAAUGGGGAAAAAGCUAGCCUAGCUAUGUCCAAAAGUUAAAGGUAUGCUAAGCUAGGCUAGCAGGCUGUUGGCUGUAGCUUAAUUUUCAUCAUACAGACAUGAAACUGGUUUAAAUCUUCAUAUCUAAUUCUCUGUAAUAAAGCAAAUCAGCUUAUUUUAAAAAAGAACUAUUUCUUUAAUUUUUGUGUUUCCCUUCAAAAAUCCAAUAUAAAUGUGUUUGUAUUCUGGCUUUCAGAUGUAAGAAUGAUGCCACUGUGAACCCUGAUACAGGAACCAUGAGCUCAGAUGUAAGCUUUACCUCACCAGCAAUAACCUGUAGCUGUUACACUGCAGUCAGUCAGUACAAGGUCAUGUUGUAUCAUGAGAGGUGUGGUUGUUAAAUUGAUCUAUUUGGCUCCCAGGGGCCUUGAAAAUGCAGCUCAUAAUCACAUUAAGUCUGCCAUUAUGUCAUGUAUUAAUUGUCAUCAAAUUGCUUCCUGAUGUGGUUAUCAUCAUCAUCUAAACUAUCAGUGGGUCUUUGGCUUUAGAAGGUUUAUAAAUUUAAGAUUUUAUAGUGAAUCACACAGUAUAUUCAGCUAAAGUUUGGUGUUUGUUGUACUAUGUUCAGUUUCUUUUAGUGGAAUGCUGUGCCCUCUUACCUUUAUGCAUGCACAGUCUGCCGCAUGACAAUAGGGGCUGUUUGCCAUAUGCAAUGGGAUGGUUUCUCUGAAUGUUGUAGGCUACAAAAUAGUUUCUGAGAGGCCUGUUUGAGCAGUUGGGCUCUGCAUGACAAUGACUACUGCUCAUCUGAAGUUCUGGGACUUAAGACCCUUUAGAAAAUUCUGUUUUGUUGAAUGUGGGUAACAGUAAAGACUGCUGUCAUCCUUAGGUAGAAAUGAUAAAAGAUUCACUUUGACUUAUUUUAAAGGGUGCCUCUGAAUAUCAUCACUGUGAUGAAUCCUCCCAACCUUGUCACUGUGUGUGUGUGUGUGUGUGUGUGUGUGUGUGCGCGUGUGUGUGUUGUUUACCGUUGUUGUUCAAAAGAAGUAUUUUUAACUCAAACUGUAGUUUCAAAGAAUAAAGUUAUCAUGGAAACUAUAAACAUUUCCUGUGUGUCACUUUACUAUCACCCUUUUUAACUGUAUCUGAAUGUGUAAAUAAGUGCAGGUUUGCAUUAUGCAGCUGCCCCUGGAACAUCUCCCCUCUUCUUCCACAGUUAUGUGAAUAUGAAAUACCGACAUGUAAUUGCUUUGCGUGACUCAAAAAUUUCUUGUUCCUUGGCUAAAACUGCAACAGAAAUGGAGCGUGACUGCUACAGCCCUGAGCGCUGCGUUUUGGCAUUGUAUCGGAUCCUACUAGUUACACCCACUUAUAUUGCCCGAACCCCUUAUCAAUCUGCAUCUUGCCACUGACGCUGUGUGUGCUGUCUGCAACACUGACUAACUGACUGGCAGAGAAAGGUGGGCGAGCGAGAGCCAGAGGAGAAGAUAAAUGAGCUCUGCCUCACACUCAAUAUAUUCAAAUCAACUUGCAUGCUGGUGAGAGGAGAUCUUGCCUGUCUUGUUAAAUAAAUCACUGCUUCACCAAGAAGAAUCGAAAAGAAAUUAGUUUCUUUUGUUAUCAAGUGAGGGAUCUCAAAAAGGUUCUGGUCUUUUCUUUUUUUCAUAUCUAUUUUAUAAUUUACUUUGUACAAUAUUUCCUACUCCGCUAAACACCAUAAGUGUAAGAUAACGGAACAUGUUUUAAUGUUAUUAUAGAGAAAAGACAUCUUCCUUUAACCACUAAGGAACCUUAAAAGGAAACUCUAGAAACAGAUAUCACUCUAAUGGGUAGAUUACUAUUUCUACUAUUCUUCAAUAUCUUCUUCAGCUCUCGAGAAAGUGGCCCUGGUGAUGUUUUCGACGAGAGCACCACAAAAAGAUGGUAUUAGUCACAUUAUUUGAAGCUUGAUUCACAGUGGGCCUUUCUCCACACUGGACCCACCCUACUCCCACCCUCUGUCAUGGAGUGUUACACUUUGUAGUUGUCAUCACAACUGAAUGAAGCACCCUUCAUUAAGGUGUAGGGCAGAAAUACAGGCUUUGGGGGAAGUUCCCUUUGUCCAGUGGGAAAAGUAACUGUCAUGACUUUGUUUUUACUCCCAGUUUAUGUUCUUCAUAUGUACUGUAUCUGUAUGUGCUGCUUUUGUUUGCCUAUUUUUUGUAUAUUGUCCUUUUGUCUUUAAAUUUAAAUAAAUCAGUUAAUCAACCA
Messenger RNA from Epinephelus fuscoguttatus (brown-marbled grouper), 6489 nucleotides. RefSeq names its product phosphorylase kinase, beta (gene phkb). The transcript is spliced from 32 exons. Gene Ontology annotation, cellular component: phosphorylase kinase complex. Gene Ontology annotation, molecular function: calmodulin binding. Gene Ontology annotation, biological process: glycogen metabolic process. The record is from RefSeq and is a predicted model, not a curated record. The coding region runs from base 140 to 3397 and encodes 1085 amino acids. Lineage: Eukaryota; Metazoa; Chordata; Actinopteri; Perciformes; Serranidae.